GGUACAGGGCCGAGCGGCCGGCCUCCAUGGCUGAGACCGCGGCCCACGAGCGGGGCGGCGGCGGAGGAGGAGGCGUACAGACGAAGCCCCUGCGAGGAGGAGGAAGAGGAGGCGGCGGCGGCGGGGAAGUGGCGGUGCCCUGAGCAUAGCAGCCGGGAGGCCGAGCUCUUCUGCGGGCACUGUCGACGCUGCGUGUGCGCCCUGUGCCCGGUGCUGGGCGCCCACCGCGGUCACCCGGUCCGCCUGAUCCGGGAGGAGGCGGUGCUCAAGCAGAAACUCACCAAUGAAUGCCUGAAGAAAUUAGCAUUUAAAAAGAAGCAAGAGGUUGACAACAUAAAGCAGAUCAGUAAAGCUGCUGAUGACCUUAAGAAUCAUGCCUUGGCUAGUAAAACAUGGCUAACAGAAAAAUUCACCCAACUCCGGUUACUACUUGAUGAAGAGGAAGCGUUGGCAAAGAAAUUCAUUGACAAGAACACUGAGCAUGCACUUAGAACUUAUGAUGAGCAAGUAGACUUGUGUCAAGACCAAAUUAACGACAUAAGCAGCUUCUCAGACCAAGUCAGAAGGAUACAAAAGCAGCUUGACCCUGUUCAGUUAUUGCAGGAUUACACAGCAACAGAAAAGGAAAUACAGCAGCAGAUGAUUCCUGCAGAGCAAUGGCACCCAGUGCCUGUCACGUUUGAGCACGUCAAGAACUAUUUUAAGUGCUUUGCUGGAGCUGUUCAGAACAAUGUACAGACACCAUUAGAAGUUCGCCUUAAAGAAGAUGCCAGAAUGCCAACCUUAGAUCCCGAGUCUAUGCAUUCUCGGCUACGAUUAACUGAUGACCGCCUGACAGUGACCUGUGCUUGGAUGGGAAAAUUCCAGUCUUAUAACCCCCAGAGGUUUGAUAAGAUGUGGCAGGUGCUGAGCAGGGACUCUUUCUUUUCUGGGAGCCAUUAUUGGGAGGUGGAUUUGCUCAAAUCUGGCUUGGGAUGGUGGAUUGGAGUGGCCUAUUCUUCUCUCAAACGCAAAGGGAACUCAGAAAUGAGUCGGUUGGGAUUCAACAGGGAGUCCUGGUGCCUCAAAAGGUUUGAUUUUGAAUAUUGGGCAUUUCACAAUGGAGAUAGGACCCAGGUGCUACCAGAGGAUGAUCCUGAAAGGAUUGGAAUUUCCCUAGAUUAUGAAGCAGGAAUCCUUUCUUUUUAUGAUGUGACAAGUGGCAUGUACCACCUACACACCUUUUGCUCCAAGUUCAAAGAACCGCUCUACCCAGCCUUGAGGCUAUGGGAAGGAUCAAUAUCUAUAUGCAAAUUGCCUUAGGACCAAUGUUGACCCUUGUUUUAGAAUGGGGCCCAGAGCCAAUGAAAAGUGGGGUUCUCUGGGCCUGCUAAACCAGUGGUAUGGCUCCCCCUAAACAGAUUAGCACAAUUAGCACAACCCUUUACUCCACUCAACCCAGCCAGAAGUGGAGGUGGUACACGGUUUCACUUCAGCUAGCUGCAGUCGGGGCCAGAGCUCAGAAGCCUCCAUGACACUGUUACCAAGGGGAAGCAGCGUGGCGCAGUGGAAAGAGCAUGGGCUUUGGA
Messenger RNA from Ornithorhynchus anatinus (platypus), 1568 nucleotides. It is a transcript of the gene TRIM14, whose product is annotated as tripartite motif containing 14. The transcript is spliced from 5 exons. Lineage: Eukaryota; Metazoa; Chordata; Mammalia; Monotremata; Ornithorhynchidae. Gene Ontology annotation, molecular function: zinc ion binding; protein binding. The annotation marks the transcript as partial. Gene Ontology annotation, biological process: innate immune response. The record is from RefSeq and is a predicted model, not a curated record.